Haliotis rubra (blacklip abalone) is the source of this 594-nucleotide messenger RNA. RefSeq lists its product as uncharacterized. The record is from RefSeq and is a predicted model, not a curated record. The transcript has a single exon. NCBI's taxonomy places the organism in Eukaryota, Metazoa, Mollusca, Gastropoda, Lepetellida, Haliotidae. Bases 1 to 594 code for a protein of 197 amino acids.
AUGCCCCAGGCCACCAACAGAAAUCUGUUGCGGGACAAGUACAGCUGCCCCAUGGGUAACGGCACCGUCUACUCCGCCCUCCUCAACAUCAGCACUGCAACACGGGAAAGAGCGGUCAAGGCAAACGAAGCGGAGAUACAAAGAUUGCAGAAGAUAACACGGUUCAUCGACAAGGGUUGCAGGACUGCUGAAAACACCCAGUCUCGUGUCAUAGACAAGAUGUCCAAGCACCUAAAGGAACUACAGGCCUUCAAGAAGGUCGUGCAGGAUGACUACAAAAUUUCAAAAUUUCAGACGCUCCGUAACCCGGAUCCCGACCUGGUCCCGCCACGCCGUCUGACUGUAGAGACGCGGUACUAUCACUCGGGGUUUGAUAUGAAAUCUCUCAAACCAGAAAUUAACCGGACAUUGAAGUUAAUGGACCCUGAGAGAAGGAGGAAAAGAUUUAAGCGGCAAAUACUGGAAGCGAGCAGACGAGAGACAAGCAUGUUGUCCAAGACCCACCUGACCACGUCAGCAAUGUUGAAUAACCUCCGGGCUAGGCGUUGCCAAGAGAACGUUGACUUUGAUAACCUUCCAGUAAUUUGUAAAUGA